Messenger RNA from Salvia miltiorrhiza (redroot sage), 1553 nucleotides. RefSeq names its product NAC domain-containing protein 40-like. Gene Ontology annotation, biological process: regulation of DNA-templated transcription. Lineage: Eukaryota; Viridiplantae; Streptophyta; Magnoliopsida; Lamiales; Lamiaceae. The transcript is spliced from 5 exons. The coding region runs from base 267 to 1286 and encodes 339 amino acids. The record is from RefSeq and is a predicted model, not a curated record. Gene Ontology annotation, molecular function: DNA binding.
AUAAAAAAUGGUAGAUGAAAUGUGGAAGUUAUUAUCGAAUUGGAGGCAGAUAUGUGCGGCGGAAGAGAUGAGGGCUGAAUCCAGUAGGCGACAGGUGAUCUGAGCUGAGGUGGAGCAGUUGCAUGCGAAACAAGUAGAGCUCAGAAGCCACGCCCACGUGGGCUCACGUGAACUUCACGCUCCACUCGUCUCUCUCAACAAACAAGAAGAAAAGCAACUUGUUUGGGUGUAUCAGCAUCGGCGACAACGACAGAUCAAUUUGUUCCAUGGAAAUCUCCAUAGCCGAAGCUUCUUCCAUGUUUCCCGGCUUCCGCUUCUCCCCCACCGACGAGGAGCUCAUUCAGUAUUAUCUCAAGAGGAAGCUGCACGGCUCCGACGACGGCGUCGAAGUCAUCCCUGAAGUUGAUAUUUGCAGACAUGAACCUUGGGAUUUACCAGGUCAAUCAGUGAUACAAUCGGACAACGAGUGGUUCUUCUUCUCGCCUCGCGGAAGGAAGUAUCCGAACGGGUCUCAGAGUAAAAGGGCAACCGUGUCCGGUUACUGGAAGGCGACAGGGAAGGAGCGCAGCGUGAAGUCCGGCUCGACCCAGAUUGGCACGAAGAGGACUCUCGUGUUCCACAUGGGUCGGGCGCCUAAAGGGCAGAGGACGGAGUGGAUAAUGCACGAGUAUACCACGAGUGAGAAAUCCCAGGAUGCUAUGGUGGUGUGUCGCCUGCGGAAGAACAGGGAGUUCCAUUUGAACGAUUCCGUAGGGGAAGGGGCAGUCGAAAACAGUGCACCAUCUGUAUCUGGGCUUGUGGAUGGGGCAAAGACUGCUGGUAGCUGUUCCAAGGAUUGCAGCAGCAGCCACAACUCCCACUCGGUGGAACAGCUCGACACGGGCUCUGAGUCGGAAGAGAAAGUCACGAACGAAUCCUCUCACCCUGUAAGCAGCCUCAACGAGGAAGAUGAUUGUUAUGCUGACAUAAUGAAAGACGACAUAAUCAAGCUCGAUGAUUCCUCGUUGAGCGAGAAUCCUAGGCCUAUAAGACAGAAGCUCCCUUCCCAGGGGACAGCAAAUCGACGUCUCAGGCUCAGACGCCACAGGAUGGAAUCUUAUGGGAAUGGGAGGGAGCAUUUUGGGAUAUAUGAAUUGGAAAAGCAGACGAGUACUCGGGAGAUAAGUAUUGAGAAUGCUAGAGAUUCGAACCUAAUUGAGAAAUCAACAAGGAUCGUGUUCCUCGUUGCUGUCGUGUUAAUCUCUGUCUUGAUAUUGCUCCUCUACAUCCGCGGAUCGUCUAGCUGACUGUCUUGGUAUGCUCAUCUUUACCUCAAUGUUUGAUCAAGAAUUUGUGAUCAAGUUUUGAAAUGUAAAAAAGUGAGAUCGUAUAUGUUAUGAUGGUGUGAAUCUGUAUAGUUUAUGUUGAGAAUUGGUUGGGUAGUUUUGCACAUAUGCUUGGUAGAGAUCUAUUUUUCAUGCUGUAUUCUCCGUAGUAUCCAUGCACGCCAUGCGAUAAGCUGAGAUGAUUAAACACAUUAAUUUAAGCUGAAAAUGUGCAGUUUCUUGACAGAA